UUACCGUCAAGAUCAAGCCAAGAAUUUUCAUUAUUUCGACACACAUGCAUUCAUUGAACUUUUGAAAGCCAGAGAAAGGGCCGAGAAGGAAGUUGCCGAACAAAAGGCAGUACAAACGUCAUUUUACGCACCACAGAUCUAUCAAUUUCAGACUGUCGGCGUGUUCGGGACCAUGUUCGGUACGCAGCGCGGUAAGCACGCAAUACUGCUUUUCCGCCCUAGAUCGCCCGAAGAGAUCAGAAUGGCUGAAUGGAGAGAGGCGUUCUGGCCAACCACAAAGUUGGGGCGAACGGCCAUGAACAUCGAGACAAAACGACUCAAUGCCAAAGAAGAUCUCGAGAAGACCACCAGAUGGAGGAUGAAGACGUGGCCUAGACGAAUUGGCAGGAGGAUGGGCCGACAUAUCCAGCACCUUCUGAAACACCACUCUUUUGCAGAGAAAGAGGUGCCCGCGCCUUAUUCGCCGUUUUGGGAGCUCACAGAAAGGCCGAACCCCUGGGAGACAAAGGUUCCAGAGGUCAUCCAGGUCCUUGAGGAGCAGGUCGCAAAGGAGAAGGCUCUUGCAAAGAUUCCGCACAGGGAACCUCCUGCGUCCAAGCUGACGGAGAAUCCUUUGACAGAAAGGACUACAAAAAAGAAGUGUCUAGCGACGGAUGCAGAACAGAACCCUUCUGAGCAACAGCUUUCCGAGCAGAGCGCUCCCGAGACCAAGCCCGCGGGCAAGAGACUCCGGGUCAGAUGGCCUCGGAAGACUGGAUAAGCUCAUGCGCAGGAUUCGUCUCAACGGGCUUGAG
Messenger RNA from Didymella exigua CBS 183.55, 794 nucleotides. RefSeq lists its product as uncharacterized. The coding region runs from base 173 to 760 and encodes 195 amino acids. NCBI's taxonomy places the organism in Eukaryota, Fungi, Ascomycota, Dothideomycetes, Pleosporales, Didymellaceae. The transcript has a single exon. The record is from RefSeq and is a predicted model, not a curated record.